Trichomycterus rosablanca is the source of this 1139-nucleotide messenger RNA. RefSeq names its product ubiquinol-cytochrome c reductase complex assembly factor 4 (gene uqcc4). The record is from RefSeq and is a predicted model, not a curated record. The transcript has 2 exons. NCBI's taxonomy places the organism in Eukaryota, Metazoa, Chordata, Actinopteri, Siluriformes, Trichomycteridae. Bases 31 to 462 code for a protein of 143 amino acids.
ACUCCAUGCAAGAGAAUCACAGAGUGUAAAAUGUCAACAGUAGGAAGGUUAAUCACUUAUUAUUUACCACGCUCGCUUAUUAUAAGGCCAAGCCCUGCACGACCUUUUUCUCUCACUUCGCAUCGAUGUGCAAAGUCCCGCAGAUCGAACGACAAGGAAGAGAAUGGUGAAGACGUCUCCCAGCCCAUUAAGUUCUCCACGAGUAGAGCCAGUCACCGGGAAUGGAAGGUGGAGCGAUCGAUGGGCAGCAGGUUUCAGCGACCUUGGUGGAAGGUUCUACCACUCAGCAUUCUCUGUAUCUCCUUCCUGAUCUGGUGUGGUUUCCGUCCAGAAUCAGACGUCGAUCGAGCUCUUGAGAAACAGCUGUUUGAACAUUUGCCUGGGUUACUUACAAACAUUGAGGAUGAUGAGACGACAGAGACCGAAGAACUUAAAAAAGAUCCUAAUGGUCAAAGUAAAUGAUAAAAGCUUCUUUAUUUAAACACAUUUUGUGGCACAGUAAUCUUUGGGUAAUUGGGGUGAAUGUAGCUCUCCGUCAACUGUGGUCUGAAAAAAUGAAUUCAUUUUUUUGUCUGAGAAGGAAGCAGUGCAAGUCUAUAUCAAAUGGACAUUUUUCUUACCCCAAAAAGCAGUUUUUGUCAGCCAGUUUUUCUGUAUGUUGAAAUCUUUGCUGUAUCAAACACCAUUACAGUGUGAUGUAAAUACUAUCAAUACUAAUAGUAAAGGUGGAUUUGGGAACACUGCCUGUUAUAAUUUACUCCUGGUCAAUAACAACCACAACAGAUUAUGUAUUACACAACAUUAAGCUUUGUGUUACAUUAUAAAAGACAAGACACACAGGAUUUCUUAAUUUAUCUAAAUUCACACUACCCCUUUCAUCCUGCUCAGACUUGCAGUGGGCCCAGUUCCACCAGGACACACUGGGUAUAAGACAAAACACCAAACCAUCAUAGGGCUCUGGCUAUUCUCAUCAAAGACAAUUGUGUUUGUGUAGAUGGCCAACCACACCACACAUACUCAAACCCAUUUCUGAGUUGCAAUUAUUAGACUAUUGCUUAUAUAUAUAUAUUUUUGAAUCAAGAGUACCUUAAAACUGUGCUCUUAACUGCUUUAAGAACCAUUGCAGUAAUAAAGAAGAA